AAUUAUUGCAAUGAAAGAAAGUCUCGUGAUCAAAGUAUUUUUCCACAUAGAAGCAGAUACGAGCAUGGACUUUAUGCCGACCAGUUUAUGGCAUGUUUCUUGCCAUUAAAAGCCAGUAAUGGUCAGCCUAAGUGUUGAGCAAGGACAAGGGGGAUAUUUUUUUGAUCAUGAAGAUGAACAUUCGACACCAGCAGUCCAAACCAACAGUCUGGACAUGUCACAAGAAGUUUCAUCUAUUCAUGCGGAACUCGUCACURRACCAAAAUUCCACAAGCUACGGACAGUUUGGAUUGGAAUUGCUCUUAUAAUUUUAUUUAUUGGCCUGGCAAUUGCCCUGUUUGUAGUACAACCAAAUGAUSUCAGCUGGUUUGGGAGUACAUAUCCUCUCUUUCAUUUCUUUCUCAUUCUACAUGUGUCUCUUUGGCUGAUAGUUUUGGUAGCAGACAGAUGUCUUCAGCAUGCCCAUCACAUUUCUCAAGGACUUGGAUAUUUACAGUUGUUUAGAGAGACUAAAGACUUAAGAAGAUUGCCUUACAAUGUACUCAACUUAGGCAAUGCUGUGUUACUGGUCAUUACAGCAGUUCUUGGACACAGCAAUGAUUGGUCUGGACUGAAGUUGAUAAAUAUCCUUCAAAUUGUAUUUGUACUGGAAAUGCUAGUAAUUGUUCCAGGAAUUAUCUGGUAUUUAGCUAUAGUAAUUAAGUUUAAUCGCACCAAACCCCAUCCUGAUGCAGAAGACUCAGAGUUUCUAAAUGGCUUUWCUGCAACAUCAGCUAUUUCACAGUCUGUCUCAGAAACAGGAUUCAGGGAUGGUGAAUAUCUAGAUGAUGUUCUAGAGAAGCAAGCAGACAUGAUACGAUACUUACAGCAACACAAUGCUAACUUAGGAAGAAGACUCAUGACUUUAAUGCAACGGCAGCGUCAASAGCCUGUCAAUACAACACCAGCUAAGCAAGGAAACUGAAUGCAAUCAUUAUUUAAUGAAAUGAGUUUGUGCUAGAAACUAAUUGAAUAUUCACAACAUAAAAUACAAUAUUUGAGAAGAU
Messenger RNA from Exaiptasia diaphana, 1046 nucleotides. RefSeq names its product transmembrane protein 192. Bases 119 to 964 code for a protein of 281 amino acids. The record is from RefSeq and is a predicted model, not a curated record. NCBI's taxonomy places the organism in Eukaryota, Metazoa, Cnidaria, Anthozoa, Actiniaria, Aiptasiidae. The transcript is spliced from 6 exons. Gene Ontology annotation, cellular component: late endosome; lysosomal membrane.